AUGGGCAAGUUCGAACGACUGCCGCAGCAGAUCCUUAAUGUCAAUAUCAUCCAUGUUCUUGAGCAGGUCUUCCGAUUUCCAGCUCAGUUGUACUGUGGCGGCCAGGGUGGGAAUGCAUGCUGUUUUGCACACAUCGUGCACGGAACAUCGCCAGAACAAUGGUAUGCUCAGUGCCAACGUCUCGAGGAGACUUUGAAGGGGCGCUUGAAACAACGUGCUGGAGAGAACAUGACGCCAAGCGAGGUUGCCAGGCACCUCCAGGAAGGCACGGAUGGGUCUCCUCAGUUCACCCAGGAAAUCGCAUGGUUGCGACAACACCUCGAGCAAGCAUGCAUGCUGGCAAAGUCCUCGCUUAGUUCAGAAACGUUGCAGGUCCCUGAUCCAGAUAUGCUGGAUGUUGCUGCAGUGGCACGGACCUAUGCUGAAGUACAUCAAGGCCGAAGACACUUUCGGCCUGUGCAGCUUGCGGCUAUCCUGCUCAACGUGAGAGCUUCUGCUGCCAUGUCAUCCGUCCUGAUUGAGAUGAAAACCGGUGAGGGUAAGACGGAUAUGUGUGCUGCGGUGGCAGCUGUUUUAGCCAAGCGAGCUCCAAAACACGCCGUGCACAUUCUGACCUCCAGCAGUGAUCGCGCAUGUGACGAUUGCAAGUCCACGAAGGCCUUUCUUGAAGCAUGCACUGGCAGACCACCAACGCUUGCAUCUGAGGGCUUGAAGUGGGGUGACGAGGGUAGUGGUGUGGUCUAUGCACAGGUUACGGACAUUCAGAAGAUGGUGGUCGACGAGAUGAGGAAUGGCAAGAAGAAAGAGUUGUUCCGAUGGUUGGAGGAUUGCUUCCUUCUUGUGGACGAAGCCGACCAUGUCUUGAUUGAGCAGUCCGAAAACCAACUCUACAUCUCGAGCCCCUGCCGUGGUUUCCAAGCACUGGCCCCAUUGACCUUCUUGACGAUGGCUUACAUGGACUUUGACGCAGAUUUCAGCGAGGCCUCCGUCAAGGAUCCCAUGGCCAUCCCCGAAAAGAGCACUGCUUUGGCCAACAAGCUUGUCGAGGAGUUACACAAAUUCGAGGGAAAGGGCAACUCCGGUCGCUGGAAACACAUGGCGCCAGUCAAGGUUGAUCAGGAGGCUUUCAUUGCCAGCUUGGCAUCCGGAAGUUUGGGGGCGAGAUUGAAGGUUGCUGGGAAAGAGUUCGUGAUUGAGAACCAGGAGCAAAACGGCAUCACCAUACCUCAAGUGGUAAUCGUCGACAUGGCAACCGGCACUGAAUCCGUGGGUACCAGGUGGACAUCUGAAGCGCCUGCAGUCGAGGCCCUGCAUGCGCUGCCCGUCGGAGGCUCUGAGCCUCUGGCGUUCUUCAACUCAAUUCCCACACUGGCUCGGAAAUACAAGUGGGUUGGCGGCACCACGGGCACCUUGGGUCAGAACCACUGCCUGGAGUUUUAUGCGAAAGUCUACAAUGCCAGAACGACUUUCCGCAUCCCUCGUAAUUCGCCGGGAUGUAUCUUCAUGUUGCCUCCCGUCAUCUCCAGCACCGAAACAGAAUGGCUGCGGAACAUCCAGGAAUCGGCGGAGACGUAUCUCAGCAACGAGCACGGCUUGGGUGUGUCUGGUCCAGUGCUCGUGAUCACGGAGAGCAUCCUCAGGGCGGAGCAAGUGGUAGACUAUCUCAAGGAGGCAGGCUAUCCCAUCAUGACGGCUGACAGCAGCAAUGGCGAAGUGGGAUGGUCGCAUCAGCGACUCAAUGGCAGGGUUAGACUCAGAAGUCAGGCACAUGUUUUCCCUUUCUACAAGUCCCACCAUGCGGUGACGGAGAAGCUGCCAGAUGCAUCCAUUGUUGUGGCCUCUAACAAGGGCGGUCGUGGCCUUGACUUGAAGCUUGACGGAAAGUGUCCUGCAGGUUGCCCCCUUGCGCAUCCACAGGUGCCCGUCACCGACGGAGGCAGCGUACUGUUCGUCAUCCUGACAGAGGCCUUAAAUGAACGCCAAGAUGUCCAAGCUCGUGGGCGUUGCGGUCGCAGUGGAAAGCCUGGUGUGGUUCAGUACCAGCUGUUCGUGGAAGACACGAUGCCGCCAAAGACAGUUGGACAUGUCGUGCAGGUGCAGAACAAAAAGGCAAAGGAUGAAUCCGGCCAUCUUCGCUCGAAGUCGCUGCGUGUCGCAGACAUGGUGAAGGAUGGGCGCCUACUUGAGAAGUUCGUUGAUUGGAAAAUCACCUACCAGAGACGGUUGCUCAACGACUUGCUUCCUAGCACAGGGAAGUUCAAGCUCGAAGGUUCGUUCCUGCCGGAGUUGGAGUUGAACAUGAGCCGCUUUUUAGAGGAGCUCCUGGUAGAGAGGUGGGCUUAUUGGAGAACCAUGGGCGAGCCAUGGCGCAAAACGGAUGACACCGUCUACCAUUUCCGACAGAGGCGGGCCUGCAGCAAGUUUAGGGCUUAG
This is a messenger RNA of Symbiodinium necroappetens, 2433 nucleotides long. NCBI's taxonomy places the organism in Eukaryota, Dinophyceae, Suessiales, Symbiodiniaceae. The record is from the annotation of a GenBank genome assembly.